Messenger RNA from Exophiala oligosperma, 1222 nucleotides. RefSeq lists its product as uncharacterized. The transcript has 3 exons. Gene Ontology annotation, molecular function: ADP-ribose diphosphatase activity. NCBI's taxonomy places the organism in Eukaryota, Fungi, Ascomycota, Eurotiomycetes, Chaetothyriales, Herpotrichiellaceae. Gene Ontology annotation, biological process: ribose phosphate metabolic process; nucleoside phosphate metabolic process. Gene Ontology annotation, cellular component: cytosol; nucleus. The coding region runs from base 357 to 1106 and encodes 249 amino acids. The record is from RefSeq and is a predicted model, not a curated record.
GCGAUCGUUUAGUGUGUACGAAGUGCCUGUUUCAAGAUCCGAUAAGAUCAACCCAGAGUUGCCUAACAAACUCGGCUCACCUCAAAUUUUGCCAGCGGUCCUGCCUUGGCCAAGUGUCGCGACUCAGGGAAAGCUGGUGCAGCGAUGGCCUUGAUCCUACUCGUACAAAUGAUUGCAUUUGCCCAGAUCAGAACCGGCGAAAGUGCUGGGAGGGAAUUAACAUAUUUCUUCCUUCGUCUUCAUCGGUACUAGCUCAGCCUCGCAGUGGCAUGAUCUACGUCAUGAUUGCAGCCAGCUUUACUGAUCGUGUCUCGCUGUUGACCCGUGUUCUUUUUAUCAUAGACUCAUGAUCGCAUAUGACGCUCGCCUUACUACGAGUAUCUAGAAGGCAUAAACUGUCACCUUGCUUCUUCGCGUUGUCGAAGAUGGCGGCCUCUACGUACUCACCGCAGGCAGCAAAAGUGACCUCGGUGGAAGCAAUGCCAGAAGGUGAAUCAAAAUGGAUCACCUUGAAGAAGAUCACAUAUAGAGACCCAGCAGGAAAACAAAGACUAUGGGAGUCGGCGGAGAGACUGACAAGGCCCGAGAACAGCGAAGUUGACGCAGUUGGGGUAGUUGCAGUGCUCAACGAUCCAAAGUCCUCCAAAGGUCCUUCAUUACUGCUUCAGAAGCAAUUCCGACCGGCUGUCAACAAAGUCGCGAUCGAAGUCCCCUCUGGCCUCAUAGAUGAAGGAGAAGAUCCUAAGACCACUGCCAUCCGUGAGCUUAAAGAAGAGACGGGUUAUAUUGGCACAAUUCCACAAGAUGCAAAGGCAGCCGAGGGGUUCUUGAUGUUUAAUGAUCCAGGGUUCUGCAACACCAACACCAAGAUGGUUGUUGUAGAAGUGGAUAUGUCUGAUCCUCGAAACCAGGAGGGCAACCUAGAGCCCGAGUUGGAGGAAGGAGAGUACAUUGAGACAUUCUCGCUACCUCUGGACAACAUGUGGAAUGAGCUGGGUGAACUUGAGAAACAAGGAUACGCGAUAGAUGCUCGUGUUGGUACUCUGGCUCAGGGGAUGGAGAUGGCGAGAAAUUGGAAAGAGGUGCUGAACAGGUCUCCGGCCUAGCAGACAAAACAGCAUUUUGGGCCAAGUAGCAGUUCUGGACAUAUUUAUAGACAUGGGAUAUUCAGUAUCUGCCCUUAUUUAAAUUAUUGAUCUCCAUACUCAAUAGAAGUAUUCCG